Molecule: messenger RNA, 2186 nt
Organism: Zophobas morio
Lineage: Eukaryota; Metazoa; Arthropoda; Insecta; Coleoptera; Tenebrionidae
Gene: MetRS-m
Product: methionine--tRNA ligase, mitochondrial
Exons: 7
Coding region: 297-1982 (561 amino acids)
Biological process (GO): methionyl-tRNA aminoacylation
Molecular function (GO): methionine-tRNA ligase activity; ATP binding
Source: RefSeq, a predicted model, not a curated record
UCACGUUUUGUAUUAUUGGUUUUACAUUAAAACAGAACUUCAUAUUUAUAAAUAGUCUUUUCUUUUGGGUCUUAGUGAGGGCGCAAACCUUAGUAACACAACCGGGUUUGAGAUAUAAGAGCAAAAGUUGCAUCACCGCAAACGACCAAUAAUAAAGCAAUUUCGUGAUACGUGAACCCACAUACUGAUUUCUUAUUGGUGACUUCCACCGGCUUAUCACACGAUGUCGCAGACCCCACAGCUUCAACGAAGUUGAGGUUAACUCAUUUUAUUUAGUAAUAAAAACGUAUUUCUGAAUGAUAAAAAUGAGUGCUCGAGGUUUAUUUUUGUUAAGAAAUGCCAGUUCUUGUUCUCAUUCGCCAUUUUUUGUGACGACUCCGAUAUAUUACGUAAAUGCAAAUCCCCACAUCGGGCAUUUAUAUAGCUCGCUGAUCGCAGAUACCGUCUACAGAUGGCGCUGCAUCACUAAUAACGUCACGAGUGCGGGAAAAUUUAAAUUUUCAACCGGGACUGACGAACACGGUUCCAAAAUUCAACAAGCUGCGGCUAUAAACAACUCAACUCCUGUUGACUACUGUUUAAAAGUGUCGUCACAGUAUAAAGACUUGGCUCAACGCUUUAGCAUCGACUAUACUGAUUUUGUUAGAACGACUGAUGAAAAUCAUGAGCGAGCGGUGCAUAAGUUUUGGAAUAUUUUGAAAAGAAAUGGUAAAAUAUAUUCAGCUAAGUACUCUGGCUGGUACUGCGUUUCCGACGAGACGUUUUUAACUGAAUCACAGUUAAAGGAAAGAGUCGAACCGGAUGGCCGUAAAACAAUUAUUUCCGGUGAAAGCGGUCAUCCAGUCGAAUGGAUCGAGGAAGUCAACUAUAUGUUUCCGCUUCGAUCUUUACAAGACGAUCUUAAAUAUUGGAUCAGAAGGAACGAGAAUUCCGUCAGGCCAGCAAAGUUCCGAAAGAUCUUGCUGGAUAUGGUAGAAGCGAGCCCUUUGCCGGACAUUUCAAUAUCUCGUCCGUCGAGUCGGGUGCACUGGGGCAUACAAGUACCGGACGACGAAACUCAAACGGUUUACGUGUGGUUGGACGCCCUCGUCAACUAUUUAACCGCCGCCGGAUACGCGGAGGGGGCGGCUUUCUCCAAAGUAUGGCCGCCGAGCGUUCAGGUCAUCGGGAAGGACAUCCUCAAGUUCCAUGGCAUUUACUGGCCUGCGUUUCUCAUAGCCGCCGACCUGGAACCCCCCGCGACCCUCUUGUGUCAUUCGCACUGGACCGUCGAUGGCGAAAAAAUGUCCAAAUCGAAAAACAACGUCGUUUGUCCUUUCCAAAGGAGCAAGAUCUACACGAACGACGGUCUGCGUUACUUUUUACUGCGCGAAGGUGUCGCGCACAGCGACGGCAAUUACAGCGACACCAAGCUGAUCCGCAUCUUGAAUUCGGAAUUGGCCGAUACUUUGGGUAAUUUAUUGAGUCGGUGCUGUGGAAGUGCCCUAAAUCCUCGACAGACGUUUCCGCGGAUCGAAGAGGACGCGUUGAGGAAGGUUGCUGAGCUGGACGUGACGAAGAAACUAAUUGAGGAUGUCAGGGGGCUGCCGGAUGCGUGUAUGGGCCAUUACACCGACUUUAACUUCUACAAGGCAGUGGACAGGCUAAUAGCCACUCUUCAUCAAGCCAACGUCUUCUUUGAAACUUUAAAGCCGUGGGCGCUGAAAAAAGAUCCAACCAAAGCAGCCGAGUUGGACGUCGUCUUGCAUUUAACUUUAGAAACUCUGCGGGUUUGUGGGAUCUUGCUGCAACCUAUUAUUCCAAAUAUAGCUGCUUGUUUGUUAAAUAAAAUCAGCGUGGAGAAAGGGAAGAGGUGUUUUGGUGAUGUCAAGACGUUAUCGUGGGAGGCCGGAGAGUUCGCCUCGAGGGACCUGGGGAGAGAAAAGGAGGUCCUGUUUCGAAGGAUUCUGCUAGAGGGGGAAAGGAAGACGCGACGAGUUUAAGUAGAUCGUAGUUUAUUGAGUUCUUUUUUUAAUUUAUGUACAGUAACAAUGAUUGUAACAUCGAUAGAGGGUAUAAAACAUUCAUCUAUACAAUAGAACUCUGGAUAGAAAGUUUACAUCGAGUUAGGUAUUUACAGAGUUGUCUACACAUUUUAUACAGAUAUGCGCGCUAAGUUGCGAUUUGAAUAAACCGCUUCAAGUUGU